AUGUCUUUACAGAAUGCUUCAAUCAAAGUAACAGAAUUUAUUAUAGCUGGUUUUGACAAAACUGAAAAGCCUUUUGUGGUUGGUGUGGUUAUAUUAAUUACCUAUGUUCUUGCUAUAUUAGCCAAUAUGAUGAACAUCCUCUUCAUCAUAUAUGACAAGCGAUUACACAAACCAAUGUAUCUUCUGAUUUGCAACCUUGCUGUUGUUGAUAUACUGUACACCUCCAGUGCCAGUCCAACAAUGAUUGGGGUUCUAGUUGCUGGUGUUAAAACCAUAUCCUAUGUGCCAUGCUUCAUUGAAAUGUUUGCUUUCCACUUGGGAGGGGUAAUGGAGAUGUUUGCUUUAUCGCUUAUGGCAUUUGAUCGAUUGAUUGCUAUUAAUAGUAACAAAAGGAAAAUGGGCAGCACUUGUUUGAGUCACUUUAUUGUGGUAACAUGUUAUUAUGGUCCAUUAUUUAUCCGCAUUGUCUUGACAAGGAUGGGUGUGGACAAAAGAAAUUAG
Messenger RNA from Thunnus maccoyii (southern bluefin tuna), 501 nucleotides. Its product is annotated as olfactory receptor 4D1-like. NCBI's taxonomy places the organism in Eukaryota, Metazoa, Chordata, Actinopteri, Scombriformes, Scombridae. Gene Ontology annotation, biological process: G protein-coupled receptor signaling pathway. The transcript is spliced from 3 exons. The coding region runs from base 1 to 501 and encodes 166 amino acids. Gene Ontology annotation, cellular component: membrane. The record is from RefSeq and is a predicted model, not a curated record. Gene Ontology annotation, molecular function: G protein-coupled receptor activity; olfactory receptor activity.